Molecule: messenger RNA, 470 nt
Organism: Ixodes scapularis (black-legged tick)
Lineage: Eukaryota; Metazoa; Arthropoda; Arachnida; Ixodida; Ixodidae
Exons: 10
Coding region: 63-470 (135 amino acids)
Source: RefSeq, a predicted model, not a curated record
UAUCACAUAUGCGCCGGCAUUAGGACCUGCUUUUUAUCUUUUCAGGAGCUCGCUUGAGAACCAUGAAGCUCGCUGUCAUUUUCGGUAUUGCCGGCCUGCUCGGUUGGGUGGAAGCAGGUGAUGCCGAGAAGCAAAAAGUGUUGAACGACUUUGCUGACAAGUCUGACCUGCAGCUGAGGGAACUCAGCAAACUAGCUCAAGUUGCAGGCUCUGACCUACUGAAGGAAAUCGGUGAAAGCGUCGCCAGCAAGCUGACGCACUUCGAAGCAAUACUCAAGUAUAUAGACGGCGUCCAUCAGUUGGAUAACCUCGUGUCAACUGAAGAGCAGUACGCGGAUCUGAGGAAGGUCCUGAAAUCCUCCGACGCGGUAUGGCAGAAAAUGGUUAGAGACACCGUGGAAGAAAAGCUCAAACACUUUCGCAUCCUCCUUCGUAGUGUAGAACAAAUUGAAAACCAACAACGUGACUAA